AUGGUGGCAAAAGAGAUGCUGUUGCUACCAGAGAUGGUGGCAAAAGAGAUGCUGAUAGCUGAUAAUUUCUGUGUGUGUGAAGGAUGCAGUGUACCCCGUUGUCUACUGUAUGAAAUGUAUAUAGAAAACUGCGGUCAAAAUGUCAAGAAUCAAGUAAAUCCAGCCACCUUUGGAAAGCUUGUUCGGUUAGUUUUCCCAGGUCUGGGGACAAGAAGGCUGGGCACAAGAGGGAGUGCCAGGUAUCAUUAUGAUGGAAUAUAUGUCAAGAAGAGUUCUUCCUUUUAUGCACGUUAUUGCUCUCUUCUGUCUGAAAAAAAUUAUCACAGGCACGGUGUUCCACAGGAAAGGGACAGUUCUGCAUGCCAGCCAAGCACGUGUACGGGUGCUGGGAUUAGCCUCAUUGAAACGGGUGUGGAGAGAGGGUUUUUUUUUCACAAACUAAAUGUUGUAUGCUUCAGCCUAGUGCACUCUAUCCAGUUUGAGAUCAUUUGCAAACUAAACACAGAAGGAAUUGGUGGUUUUUUUAAAGGGUUUUUAUGUUGUGCAUUUCACCACAGUGGAGAUGCCUGCAGUUCUGGAGAUGCAGCUGGUUACAAGAGCAAUAGCCAAAAAACAGGAACAGAUUUGAACUGCUUCCCUUCUGUCAUUAAUUUGAAGAAUGAAGAAGACGGAUUUGAAUACUCUUUGCCUGAAUUUAGGAGACUCUAUUCUUGGGAGCAAGAGCUGGGGAAGAAACACCCCUAUGAAUUGGUUGCACUGCUUGCAGAUGAGUAUUGUAGCUAUUGUCAAGAUAUUUUACAGAAUGUGAGAAAGGAAGAGCUUGACAAGGUGGAAGACCGUAUCAUAUCAUUCUGGAAGUCUUUGCAGCCUGAAACAACAACACUUAUGUCAUUGCCAGAUGUGUGCCAGCUGUUCAAAUACUAUGAUAGGCAGCUAUUCAAGGAAAUGGAGAAUAUUCUACUUUAUGAUUUCCUGGAGGAUGUGUCUAUACAGUACUUGAAGUCAAUCAGAUUGUUCAGUAAAAAUGUUAAACUUUGGCUGCUUAAUGCUUUGGAAGAGUUUCCAUUGCUUCUCCGAAAGUCCAAAUUUAAAGAAGUUACAGUGUUUGUAAAAAGACUCAGAAGAAAGACAUAUCUUUCUAAUAUGGCCAAGACAAUGAGAAUAGUCUUGAACAACAACAGCAAAGUCACUGUUCUAAAAUCAGACUUGCAUGCUGUCAUCGAUCAGGGAUUUGUGGAUAUUCAUGGAAACCCCUUUCAAAAGAAGUUUAGGAAUCCGGAUGAACUGGAGCAUGACAUAGAACUCAAAUGCUUGAAUGACUUAAUAUCUUUGCUGGACACUUCCACAGAUAUUCGGAUUUUCCUGAACUGUAUGUCUUCAAAUCUUCAGGCUUUUGUAAUUCAGCCAAGCAAAAAUAAAGAGGAGUUUAAAAAACUGGCAGCUAAUUUCCAGCUGAGAUGGAAUUUCCUAUUAACUGGAGUAAGCAAAGCUAUGACACUCUGCCGUACAGUGAGUUUUGGAUCCUGGCAUUUGUUUAAUUUGCUACUCUUGGAAUACGUUGCUCACAUUUUCCAGUCCCACCUAGAGGAAGAGGGAGAUGAAAAUUUCUGUGUCAUAGAGCAAAAUGAUUCAACUGUUCUGUUGGUUCAUGAGCCCAACCAUCCUUUGGACAAUUUUGCAGAGCAGCAAUCUCAAACCAAAGCCCCACAGCCAACUCCCAUAACUUUGAUGCAGAGCCAGAGCGAUGUCAGUUUAAGCAACAUUUUUCAGAGUUCUGAGUUGUUUGGAGGACGCAGACACAGGCAGUAAGGUGAAACAAAACAUUAGCUUUACAGAAAAUUACAAUGAAUGCUAGGUUAUAAUUGGGGAAAACAGGGAGAGGUAUGGGGUUUGUUUUGGGUUUGCUAUGUGUGUGAAGCAGAAAAUGAAGUCUAGUUUUGCAUGGAGCUGCAUCCAAGGUCACCUAACCCCCAAGCCACAAAACAUCUUCCUCAUUGCCCUUCCACCUCAUGAUUCUUUUAUGGAGUUAUAUUUUCCUCCUCACCUACAUUUGCCUCACCACAGUUCCCUAGUUCUUGCACAAGUCCUUAGGUUUCCAGAGUACCGUCAGCUCUCCUUUAGUGCUGUGUA
This is a messenger RNA of Struthio camelus australis, 2130 nucleotides long. The record is from RefSeq and is a predicted model, not a curated record. Lineage: Eukaryota; Metazoa; Chordata; Aves; Struthioniformes; Struthionidae.